AUGUACUCCUUUCGCAAUUUAAACAGACUCAUUAAACCAAGUUAUUUACGACAAAGAAUUGUAGAUUCAGCAAGUAGAUCAUACGCAACAAUGGCUACCAAUACCAACACUUAUAAAUUUAAUCACUCGAUGAUUCGAGUGAAAGAUCCUAAGGAAUCUGUCAAAUUCUACGAACACUUGGGCAUGAAAAUGAUUCGCAAGAUUGAACAACCCGAAGCUAAAUUCGACCUUUACUUCAUGGGUUACGAUUCCCCCAAAGCUCUCUCACACGGAAACGAUUUCAGCGAUCGCGAAGGAUUAAUCGAAUUGACACACAACUAUGGAACUGAGAAUGACGCCGAUUAUAAAGUCUCCAACGGAAACACUGAACCCCACAAAGGUUUUGGGCAUACCUGCAUAUCUGUCGACAAUCUUCAAGCAGCUUGUCAACGAAUUGAAGAUGCCGGAUAUAAAUUUCAAAAGAAAUUAUCCGAUGGACGUAUGAAGCAUAUUGCGUUUGCGUUGGAUCCAGAUAAUUAUUGGGUUGAGAUCAUUGGGCAAAAUCCUAUUGAACAGACUGAGAACAUCACAACUACUGAUACCGAGACAUAUCGAAUGAACCACACUAUGAUUCGUGUCAAGGAUAAAGAAAAGUCAUUGAAGUUCUAUCAAGAAAUUAUGGGAAUGUCACUCAUGCGAACAGCUGAAAACCCAGGUGCCAACUUCGAUCUUUACUUCCUUGGGUAUCCUGGAGAGAAGGGUCUUCCUACAUCAUCAACUACAUCUAAUCGCGAAGGUUUGUUGGAAUUGACCUGGAACUACGGUACAGAGAAAGAAGAAAACUUCAAAUAUCAUAACGGUAAUGAUGAGCCACAAGGCUUUGGUCACAUCUGCGUGUCGGUUGAUAAUUUAGAUGCAGCAUGCGAGAGAUUUGAGAAAAUGGGAGUUAACUGGAAGAAGAGAUUGACUGAUGGUCGUAUGAAACACGUGGCAUUUGUUCUUGAUCCUGAUAAUUAUUGGAUUGAGGUUAUUCAAAAUGAGAAAUUGAAGGAGAGAGCUAAUUGGUAA
Molecule: messenger RNA, 1047 nt
Organism: Botrytis sinoallii
Lineage: Eukaryota; Fungi; Ascomycota; Leotiomycetes; Helotiales; Sclerotiniaceae
Exons: 6
Coding region: 1-1047 (348 amino acids)
Molecular function (GO): metal ion binding; lactoylglutathione lyase activity
Source: RefSeq, a predicted model, not a curated record